GCUAAAUCGCUCAGCUGCCACCCCUCACCCAAGACACACCCUAAAAUUACACUUAACCGCGUCUAACAAUACCCUAACCACCCACUGCGUACUCACUUCUAAACUUAAAUGAGAACGUCGCCCAAAAGCAGUAAUGAAUGUGAAAGUGUCUAGUUGUUUAUAAGUGACAAGAGCUGUGGUACCGGAGAGCGGAUUACGCGAGGCGGAACGCGAUGGCGGAGAGGGGAGCGGGGCGACGAGCGAGAAAGCUAUAGCGGGCAGCGGCAGCGGGAGCGAGUGAGCAAGCCACGCGCGCCGGCGGGCAAGCUAUGCCAUUUAGUCCCGCGCAGCGCGCCGCUCGCGUCGCCCGCCUCCGCUGUCGCGUCCGCUGUUAUGAAAGUCAAACUAGCCAAAGGGAUGCGUUCGAAGAACAUGGAUAAACUUAUAGCCGCUGUCCAGGCUAGAGAGUGCCUCUGGGACAAAAGCUAUAGAGGACACAGGAACCGUUUUAAGCUGGAGCGGUAUUGGAACGAAGUUGCCGCGGAAGUGGGGACUAGCAGUCUAAACUGCCGCAAACGCUGGAAGAACCUAAAAGACCAAUGCCGCAAAGAGAUGAAAAAGAACCCCAACGAGUCCGAAUGGCCCCACUUCCCCAAGCUCAAGUUCAUCCAUCACCAGUUCCUGGCUGAAGAAGACGAAGACGAGGGUGACACCAAUGAUGAAGUCUUUAACGCUCUAGACGAUUCGAUAAAAAGACCAAAGCUAGGGUACACUAUGAGGAAGAAGUUUCUCAUGAAUAAGAGGAGGACAAUAGAUGUGGAUAUGAAUAAGUUGAUAGAGUUGGUAAGGGCAAGGGAUAUUAUAUGGAAUCGGCAGCUGAAGGGGCACCAUAAUUGGUACAAGUUGGAUGAGAGUUGGAAGGAGAUUGCGCAAGAGUUGGGAGUCACACGUGACGAAGCGAGACUCAAGUGGAAAUACCUCAGAGACCAAGCGAGAAAGGAGGUCAGGAAGCAAGAUUCAGAAUGGGAAUAUUUACCUAAACUACAAUUUUUAACCAACCAAUUCAACGAUUACGAGGAGACGCCAGGAACUGAGGAUCAUUUCGCUGAUCACGACUUCGAGGCGCCAGAACAAAGCAGUAGUUAUUACAAUAUAGAAGUACCGGAAGCGACGAAUGUCAGCGUGAAAGACGAUGAAUUUGACGAGUUUGAUACUAAGCCUAUAAUUAUGGAGACUGAUUUUUAUGACGAUGAUGAAGAAGUCCCUAAAAGCCCUUGUACAACGGCCGGGCAAGAAGUUAGUGAGCCUGCGAAGGACGAAGAUAUAGGUUUCUUUAACAGUCUCUUGCCGCAUGUGAGAAAACUUGGGCCAGCGAAGAAGCUGAUGCUUAGAAUGAAAAUUCAGGAGUUGGUUUAUAAUACGGUUUAUAAUGAGACGUAAAAUAUCAGAAUGAUUUUAUAGCGAUACUGCCAAGAUGAUUGUAAUUGCAGCUAAUUUUGUCCUAAAUAUAAACAGAUUAUGUUCAAAAGAAAGUUAUUAUUUUGUUUGAGUUGAUGAUUAGUGUAAGAAAGACAAUAUUUCGUACCUAUUUUAUGUUUUGGUUACCAAUGUCUAUCUAUACUGUGGAAAUUGUACUUUUUAGGAAUAUUCGCAAUUUGGUAUCUCAGUCACGAACAUUCAUGUAAAUCAACUUUAACGCAUUUACGAAACCAUGGCUGCCAAAAAUGUAUUGAUUUAACCCUUUAACGGGCAAGACUCAAAAAAAUCGUGAGUUCAAACCUCAUCGCCAUCCUGUAGUCCUAAAAAUUCUAUACAGGAAAAAAAUACAAAAAGAUAGUCAUACAGGGUGGUCUGUUUUGAGACCAGUGCCCUAUAAAGGGCUAAAGAAUCCUUUUUUUCAGAUUUCAUAUUCUGACAUUUCCAGAUACAUUCACAAAGUAGGUAUAUUUCACGUAAUUCGUAUCUUCUUAAAUUAUCGCUAUCGUUAUCAGUGAACCAUAUCAUAUUUCGUAAAAAACACUCAGGGCGUCCUUCAGACCUCAGAUAAAUAGUUAUUUGUAGCUCUAUAAAUGAUAAGGUACAAUUUACUAAGUUAUAAUACAUAUGUUUGAAAUAAAUGUCUACAAAAAAUAAUAUGAUUGAAGAAAAUAUAUACGCCUGUAAUCAAAUAGACUGUGAUUCAAAUUGUCUCAAUUUAGAGGAUUUUUAAUUGUACUUUAUAAUGUAAACUAAUUUUCUUUAUAAUUCAACAAUACCCCUUUUUAGUAUUUUAUCUCAUUUUUUUAUAUUUUUUGUGUCGUCGGACGCAAUUUGCAUUUUAUUCAUUAGCCAAGAAAAGGGUUAACAAAAAUAUUAACAGUAUCUUGCGAUUAGUUUUAAAACCAAAAUAUUUUAAGUUAUAUUAAGUAUUUAGUUUCACAAAUAAUUUGUAAGUAGAUAUACUCGUACGAUGUGACGUGCUGGUAGGUGUGUACCUACAUUUUUAUGUUUGAAAUAUUUAAUUGAAUUUCUAUCAAAAUAAAAUUACACACAAAUA
Messenger RNA from Leguminivora glycinivorella, 2515 nucleotides. RefSeq lists its product as uncharacterized. The coding region runs from base 373 to 1419 and encodes 348 amino acids. The record is from RefSeq and is a predicted model, not a curated record. Gene Ontology annotation, molecular function: DNA binding. The transcript has 4 exons. NCBI's taxonomy places the organism in Eukaryota, Metazoa, Arthropoda, Insecta, Lepidoptera, Tortricidae. Gene Ontology annotation, biological process: regulation of transcription by RNA polymerase II. Gene Ontology annotation, cellular component: nucleus; transcription regulator complex.